Messenger RNA from Symphalangus syndactylus (siamang), 8418 nucleotides. RefSeq names its product FRAS1 related extracellular matrix 1 (gene FREM1). Lineage: Eukaryota; Metazoa; Chordata; Mammalia; Primates; Hylobatidae. Gene Ontology annotation, biological process: cell communication; anatomical structure morphogenesis. Gene Ontology annotation, cellular component: membrane. The record is from RefSeq and is a predicted model, not a curated record.
AAAGACAGAGAAAGGCAUAGAUGGAUCAACAGAAAAAAGAAAGAAUCAGCAUGGGAAAUGACAAAAAAUUUGUAUGAUGCGUGGUCGGGUUACAAACGGCCAGUAGUAACACUAAUAGGAUUGGCACCAGCUUCUGUGAUGGAAGAUUAUAUUCAGAAGACCACAAAAUUAAAUUUUUUGUAGAGAAUAGAGGAAAUGCGCCAAGAGGAGCUGGGCAGAAGAUGCAGAGGCGCUACUUCCUGGUCCAAUCCCCUACAGAGCGAGAAACAGCGACCCGGCCAGGGUUCCCGCAGCAAACCGCAGCCCCCGGACACACAGCAAGCUUAAGAGUCACUGCAUGAAUGAAACGCGCUGCCUCCUGGUACCCUGGCUAUCACCCAAAGUGACCUGCGUAGCCCGCACAGCCUUUCUGGCAGUAUCUGCGGCCCCGCGCCGGGCCUGCGCUUCCAGCCACCGCCCACCAUUCUACAGGUGCAGCGCCAGCCGAAUUCUCCGAUCCGCGGCCGCUUCCGAGAGCCGCCAACUGCUUCCAGGUUCAAAAGCCUCCAAUCCGAAUCCCAGCGCCGCUCGUGCGCACCAAUUUAGGGAAAAGGCUCCGCCCAUGCCUCGCCCCCUGAGACCUGGCGCCCGGCGCGUUGAGGCCCGGCCUACUCCCCUGCUGGGCACGGGGAACGGGCGUCUUCUGUCCUUGUGGUCCGCUUCUAGGCUUUUUGGGGCAUCUUCCAGGGUCACUCCAGAGACCCCCCAGACUACUGAAUCUGAAUCCGUUAGGGUGGUUCAACCUUCCUCUUCAGGUGUCUACUAGAGGCAAGGUUGGAUGUAUGCGGCUGCCCUCAAUACAGCUCCUUCCUGGUUUUUUCUUCAUUUAUGUUUACUUAAAAUAUUAAUCCUUUUUUCCCUCUCCUCCAUCCCUCUCCCUCCCCUACUAUACGGUUAUUGGCUUACACUAAUUCAUUCCCGAUGAUCUCUGAGAAGGAAAUAAAUGUCUGUCUGUCUCUGUCUCUGUACCGUCAUCUUCUUGGUACAAUGUGGACUAUUUUUUUCUCUACACCCCAGUUAUGCAAAGUGUAGUCCCUGAACCAGCAGCCUCAGCAUCCUGAGGGAAUUUGUUAAAAACGCCAAAUCUCAAGCCCUACCCAGACUUACUGAAUCAGCAUCUGCAUUGCAACAAGAUCCCCUGGUAAUUCCUAUGCACAUCAAAAUUCGGAAGGCACAGCUCUCAACUGAUGUCCUUGGGUCUCCCUCACAUCCAUCCUGGGAAGGUUUCAUUCCUCAUACCUGAGGGAGGCUUCUUAAGGAAUGGAGGAAAGUGGAUGUUUUCAAGGCUGGAGUGCAAUGGCGUGAUCUCAGCUCACUGCAACCUCUGCCUCUCGGAUUUAAGUGAUUCUCCUGCCUCAGCCUCCUGAGUUGCUGGGAUUACAGGAUUAGAAAAGCACUUGGGAGGCCCAUUAAUCUUGCCGGCGUUGUCAGGAGUGAUCAGCGAGUUUUAUUAAAAGCUCCGGGAUUGCCUGAAAGGCCUCCUUGUCUGACUUUGAAAUGAAAGGGGCAUGCUAAGAUCUCGGGGCACAUUGUCAGGACCCCUCGCCCUGCCCCUUGGACUAUGAGCUGACCCUCCAGGAGGAAGCACAGAAGCCCUCCUUUGUUAAAGGGAUUUCGCCGGUGGACAGAAAGGAGUUGGGCCCUGUCAGCAUGAACUCUCUGAGUUGGGGGGCUGCGAAUGCCCUGCUGCUGGUGCUCCUCCUGGCCUGGGCCAGCUCCACCUUCAUCAGCAUCAACCGUGGGGUGAGGGUGAUGAAGGGCCACUCCGCCUUCCUGUCAGGAGAUGACCUGAAGUUUGCCAUCCCUAAAGAGAAAGAUGCCUGCAAAGUGGAAGUUGUGAUGAAUGAGCCAAUAACCCAGAGGGUUGGGAAACUCACUCCACAGGUCUUUGACUGCCAUUUCCUUCCCAAUGAAGUCAAGUAUGUUCACAAUGGUUGUCCAAUUCUUGAUGAAGACACAGUGAAGCUCAGACUUUACAGGUUUACUGAAACAGAUACCUUCAUAGAAACCUUUAUCCUGUGGGUCUAUCUCCUGGAACCAGACUGUAACAUCAUCCGUAUGAGUAACAGUGUGCUGGAGGUGCCUGAAUUCAAUGGCCUGUCCCAAGCGAUUGAUAAAAAUCUGCUCAGAUUUGAUUAUGAUAGGAUGGCUAGCCUGGAAUGUACGGUCAGCCUGGACUCUGCGAGAACUCGGCUGCCAGCCCAUGGCCAGAUGGUUCUGGGGGAGCCUCGACCAGAAGAACCUCGUGGAGAUCAGCCACACAGUUUUUUCCCAGAGUCCCAACUGGGAGCAAAACUGAAGUGUCCAGGUGGAAGCUGUACCCCAGGAUUAAAGAAAAUAGGAAGCCUUAAAGUGAGCUGUGAGGAGUUCCUGCUGAUGGGCCUUCGUUAUCAGCAUCUGGAUCCCCCUUCACCCAACAUUGAUUAUAUCUCCAUCCAACUGGACCUCACAGAUACCAGGAGUAAAACUGUGUACAAGUCAGAGAGUGCGUGGCUGCCUGUCUAUAUCAGAGCUGGAAUUCCGAAUCAGAUUCCAAAGGCUGCAUUCAUGGCCAUGUUUAUUCUGGAAGUGGAUCAGUUCAUCCUGACCUCCUUGACUACAUCAGUUCUGGACUGUGAAGAAGAUGAGACCCCUAAACCCUUGCUGGUGUUCAAAAUUACUAAAGCCCCGCUCCAGGGCUAUGUGACUCACCUGUUGGAUCACACCAGACCAAUCUCCUCAUUCACCUGGAAAGAUCUCAGUGACAUGCAGAUCGCCUAUCAGCCACCAAACAGCAGCCAUUCUGACAGGAGACAUGAUGAGGUAGAAUUGGAGGUAUACGACUUCUUCUUUGAAAGGAGUGCACCUAUGACAGUCCACAUCUCCAUCAGAACAGCAGAUACAAAUGCCCCCCGUGUAUCCUGGAAUACAGGUCUGAAUCUCCUUGAGGGGCAGUCUCGAGCCAUCACUUGGGAACAGUUUCAGGUUGUCGACAAUGAUGACAUUGGUGCUGUCCGGCUGGUCACUGUUGGUGGCCUGCAGCAUGGAUGGCUGACUUUAAGAGGGGGGAAGGGAUUUCUCUUCACUGUGGCUGACCUCCAGGCUGGAGUUGUUCGCUAUUAUCAUGAUGACAGCGACUCCACCAAAGACUUCGUGGUCUUCCGGAUAUUUGAUGGCCAUCACAGCAUCCGUCACAAAUUCCCCAUCAACGUCUUGCCCAAAGAUGAUAGUCCCCCAUUCCUCAUAACCAAUGUUGUGAUUGAACUGGAGGAGGGGCAGACCAUCCUGAUCCAGGGAUCCAUGCUGCGAGCUUCAGAUGUGGAUGCUAGUGAUGACUAUAUCUUCUUCAAUAUCACAAAGCCUCCACAGGCUGGGGAGAUCAUGAAGAAGCCAGGGCCAGGACUGAUAGGCUAUCCUGUCCCUGGCUUCCUUCAGAGGGAUUUGUUUAAUGGAAUCAUUUAUUAUCGUCACUUUGGUGGAGAAAUCUUUGAAGAUUCUUUUCAAUUUGUCCUGUGGGACAGCCAUGAACCUCCAAAUCUUUCAGCGCCACAGGUGGCAACAAUCCAUAUCACUCCAGUGGAUGACCAGCUUCCAAAAGAGGCUCCUGGAGUUUCUCGGCAUUUGGUUGUCAAGGAAACUGAGGUGGCCUAUAUAACUAAGAAACAGCUACAUUUUAUAGAUACGGAAUCAUAUGACAGGGAGCUGGUCUACACAAUAACUACUCCUCCAUUUUUCUCCUUCAGCCACAGACACUUGGAUGCUGGGAAGUUAUUUAUGGUGGACAGCAUACCAAAAGUAGUUAAGAAUCCUACGGCCCUGGAGCUGAGGUCAUUCACUCAGCAUGCUGUGAACUAUAUGAAAGUGGCCUACAUGCCCCCCAUGCAAGACAUUGGUCCCCAUUGCAGAGAUGUCCAGUUCACGUUUUCUGUCAGUAACCAACAUGGCGGCACUUUGCAUGGAAUCUGCUUUAACAUUACAAUCCUCCCAGUGGACAAUCAAGUUCCUGAGGUGUUCACCAACCCUCUGAAAGUGACUGAGGGAGGUCAAAGCGUCAUCAGCACAGAGCACAUUCUGAUUUCUGAUGCAGAUACCAAGCUGGACAAUAUUGAUCUCUCCCUGCGGGGACUGCCUCUGCAUGGAAGGGUGGAGCUGAAUGGAUUUCCUCUAAAUUCAGGGGGCACAUUUUCUUGGGGCGAUCUCCAUACCUUAAAAGUUAGGUAUCACCACGAUGGAUCUGAAGUUCUUCAGGAUGACAUACUCUUGGAGGUCACUGAUGGCACAAAUUCUGCAGAAUUUGUUCUACAUGUUGAGGUAUUCCCUGUCAACGAUGAGCCACCAGUCUUAAAGGCUGAUCUCAUCCCUGUCAUGAAUUGCUCAGAGGGAGGAGAGGUGGUCAUCACCUCUGAAUACAUUUUUGCUACUGAUGUGGACAGCGAUAACUUGAAGUUGAUGUUUGUGAUUGCUCGCGAACCUCAGCAUGGGGUGGUGAGGAGAGCUGGAGUCACAGUGCAUCAGUUCUCUCAGAGAGAUGUUAUCUCAGAGGCCGUGACAUACAAACACACAGGUGGCGAGAUUGGCAUGAUGCCUUGUUUUGACACCAUUACAUUGGUGGUUUCGGAUGGAGAGGCUGGCCCUUUUGUGAAUGGCUGUUGCUACAAUGGACCCAAUCCAUCUGUUCCACUUCAUGCGUCCUUUCCAGUGUAUGAUCUCAACAUCACGGUACACCCAGUAGACAACCAGCCACCUUCCAUUGCAAUAGGUGCCAUGUUUGUUGUAGAUGAGGGCUGCUCAACAGCCCUUACCAUUAACCAUUUGUCCGCCACUGACCCUGACACUGCAGCAGAUGACUUGGAAUUUGUUUUGGUUUCUCCUCCCCAGUUUGGCUACCUUGAAAAUAUACUCCCUUCUGUGGGUUUUGAAAAAAGCAAUAUUGGCGUAAGUAUAGAUUCAUUUCAGUGGAAAGACAUGAAUGCUUUUCACAUUAACUAUGUGCAGUCCAGGCAUCUGAGGAUAGAACCAACUGCCGACCAGUUCACGGUGUACGUCACAGAUGGGAAGCAACACUCCUUGGAGAUACCAUUUUCUAUUAUAAUCAACCCCACAAAUGAUGAAGCUCCUGACUUUGUAGUGCAGAAUAUUACUGUGUGUGAGGGUCAGAUGAAAGAGCUGGACUCUUCAAUCAUCAGCGCUGUGGACCUGGACAUUCCCCAGGAUCCCCUGCUGUUCACCAUCACUCAAAAGCCACGCCAUGGCCUCCUCAUCUAUAGGGGGUUUAGCAAAGACUUCUCUGAGAAUAAGCAGCCAGCCAACCCUCACCAGAAACAUGUACCUGUUGACAGCUUUUCCAUGGAACUCCUCAAGACUGGAAUGAGGUUGACGUACAUGCAUGAUGACUCAGAGAGCCUUGCUGAUGAUUUUAUAAUCCAAUUGUCAGAUGGGAAACAUAAGAUACGUAAAACCAUUUCAGUAGAGGUCACCCCAGUUAAUGAUGAAAAACCAGUGCUGAGCAAGAAGGCUGAAAUUGCAAUGAAUAUGGGUGAAACUCGUAUUAUUUCCAGUGCUAUUCUUUCAGCCAUAGAUGAAGACUCGCCCAGGGAGAAGAUUUACUAUGUAUUUGAAAGGCUUCCCCAAAAUGGGCAACUUCAGCUUAAGAUAGGGAGGGACUGGGUUCCUCUCUCCCCUGGCAUGAAAUGCACUCAGGAGGAAGUGGAUCUGAACUUGCUGAGAUACACACACACCGGGGCAAUGGAUUCCCAGAAUCGAGAUAGCUUCACCUUCUACCUUUGGGAUGGCGACAACAGGUCCCCUGCUCUUGACUGUCAAAUCACCAUCAAGGACAUGGAAAAAGGUAAUAUUGUCAUCCUUACAAAACCACUCGUGGUGUCUAAAGGUGAUAGAGGUUUCUUGACAACCACCACUCUCCUGGCUGUGGAUGGAACAGACAAGCCUGAGGAACUGCUGUAUGUCAUCACCUCCCCUCCACGAUAUGGCCAGGUUGAAUAUGUUCACUAUCCUGGAGUUCCCAUUACAAGCUUCAGCCAAAUGGAUAUAGCAGGGCAGACAGUUUGCUAUGUACACAAGAGCAAGGUGACUGUCUCCAGUGACAGAUUCAGAUUCAUCAUCAGCAAUGGACUGCGGACCGAGCAUGGGGUGUUUGAGAUCACACUGGAGACUGUGGACAGAGCCCUGCCUGUGGUAACCAGGAACAAGGGGUUGAGACUGGCCCAAGGGUCCGUGGGCCUGCUUUCCCCUGACCUCCUUCAGCUGACCGACCCUGACACACCUGCGGAGAACCUCACCUUCCUCUUGGUUCAGCUCCCCAAGCAUGGCCAGCUCUACCUGUGGGGGACAGGGCUACUUCAACACAAUUUCACCCAGCAGGAUGUGGACAGCAGGAAUGUGGCCUAUCGGCCCUUAGGAGGGGACUCCCAGACUGACUGCUUUACUUUCGUGGCCACAGACAGGACAAACCAAGGCUUUGUUGUGAAUGGGAGAGUGUGGGAAGAACCUGUUUUAUUCACCAUUCAGGUAGACCAACUGGACAAAACAGCUCCUCGUAUCACACUCUUGCAUUCCCCUUCUCAAGUGGGGCUCCUGAAAAAUGGCUGCUAUGGGAUUUACAUCACUUCCCGCGUAUUGAAGGCAUCAGACCCUGACACUGAGGACGAUCAGAUCAUCUUUAAAAUUCUACAAGGCCCAAAACAUGGACAUCUGGAGAACACAACAACAGGUGAAUUUAUCCAUGAGAAAUUUAGCCAAAAGGACUUAAACAGUAAGACUAUUCUUUACAUCAUAAACCCAUCUUUGGAAGUAGAUUCAGAUACCAUGGAAUUUCAAAUCAUGGACCCCACAGGGAACUCGGCCACUCCUCAAAUUUUGGAACUGAAGUGGUCUCAUAUUGAGUGGUCACAGACCGAAUAUGAAGUCUGUGAGAAUGUGGGUGUGUUGCCCUUGGAAAUUAUCAGAAGGGGAUAUUCCAUGGACUCGGCCUUUGUGGGUAUAAAGGUCAACCAAGUGUCAGCUGCAGUUGGAAAAGAUUUCACCAUGACUCCAUCUAAACUGAUUCAGUUUGACCCAGGAAUGUCAACUAAGAUGUGGAAUAUAGCAAUUACCUAUGACGGAUUAGAGGAAGAUGAUGAGGUCUUUGAAGUAAUUCUGAACUCCCCUGUGAAUGCAGUUCUUGGCACAAAGACAAAAGCUGCAGUGAAAAUUUUGGACUCAAAAGGAGGACAAUGCCAUCCUUCAUAUUCCUCCAACCAAAGCAAACACAGCACAUGGGAGAAGGGCAUUUGGCGUCUGCUGCCCCCAGGGUCUUCCUCAUCCACCACUUCUGGUUCCUUUCAUCUGGAAAGAAGACCUCUUCCAUCUUCCAUGCAGCUAGCAGUCACCAGGGGAGACAUCCUGCGGAGCUUUGAUUCUACAGAUCUUUCUCAAAGGAAGCUUAGGACCCGUGGGAAUGGCAAAACAGUUCGUCCACUCUCUGUUUAUAGAAAUGGAACAGACAUCAUCUAUAAUUAUCAUGGGAUAGUUUCCUUGAAACUGGAGGAUGACAGUUUCCCAACUCACAAAAGGAAGGCCAAAGUAUCCAUCAUUAGUCAGCCACAAAAGACAAUCAAAGUGGCAGAACUACCUCAAGAAGAUAAGGUGGAAUCCACAACUGACUCACACUUCCCCAGACAGGACCAGGUGCCCUCAUUUCCAAAGAACUGCACUCUGGAAUUAAAAGGACUCUUCCAUUUUGAAGAAGGCAUCCAGAAGCUGUAUCAGUGCAAUGGGAUUUCCUGGAAAGCCUGGAGUCCCCAAACCAAGGAUAUGGAAGACAAAUCCUGUCCAGCCGGGUGGCACCAGCACUCAGGCUACUGUCACAUCUUGAUCACAGAGCAGAAAGGCACCUGGAAUGCGGCUGCCCAAGCUUGCAGGGAACAAUACCUGGGCAACCUUGUAACCGUAUUCUCCAGGCAGCACAUGCGGUGGCUCUGGGACAUUGGUGGGAGAAAGUCCUUUUGGAUAGGUUUGAAUGACCAAGUGCGUGCUGGCCACUGGGAGUGGAUCGGUGGUGAACCUGUUGCCUUCACCAAUGGGAGAAGAGGGCCCUCUCAACGCUCCAGGCUUGGAAAGAGCUGUGUUUUGGUUCAAAGACAAGGGAAAUGGCAAACAAAAGACUGUAGGAGAGCCAAACCUCAUAAUUAUGUGUGUUCCAGAAAACUCUACAUAUAACAGACCCUACAGGUGGCCACCUGGAAUUUGUCACCUAUUUAUUCACAGGAUCUGUGAAUAUUGCUCCAUAGAAAACAAAUUGUUAUGAUUGAGUGGGUAUACCUUUGUGAUUCUGUCCAGUGAAAAUGGAACAUUUUUAGUAGUGCCAGAAAGAUUGAUAAAUAAAUAUUUUUUACAAGAGAA